Periconia digitata is the source of this 2629-nucleotide messenger RNA. NCBI's taxonomy places the organism in Eukaryota, Fungi, Ascomycota, Dothideomycetes, Pleosporales, Periconiaceae. The record is from the annotation of a GenBank genome assembly.
ACAAUCAAGCAUAAAAAAUGGCAUGGAGCGUGUUGGAAGACGGGAUGUGGCGUCCACCCCCCCUCCCCUCCUUUACAAUAGCGAUUGGAUGAAAUCAAAUACAUGUGUUGGGUUUGCCCAAUCAACUCGGUGUUUUUGUGCUACGACUCGCUAUAUCUCUUAUAUAUUAUUUUGGGGGAGGAACAUGGUUGCUCUACAUACUACUCCCUCGAUGGCGGUUCCAGAUCAUCCAAUCCAUUACACGGCGGUGGAACAGGACUGCGAAUUUUACCACUUUGACGAAGACGAGUUGGAUUUCUCCGACUUGCAUGUUCGUUACAUUGAGCCUGCCGUCACGCAGCAGCUUCUAUUUCCUGCUCAUUCUCGUCGUCAGCAUUCCCAGACCUCAUCUCCCCUCUCCGUCUCGAACAACAACAACGAUGAUGAUGACGAUGCAGAGAUCCUGCUGUCCACUCUCGCUCACCUCGCUCCAUCCGUUGCGAAAGACUUUACUCCUAAACCUCUCUUUCCUUCGGCUCUCCCUUUCAAACUCAUUCAUGACAUCUACGACCCCAUGGGACAAGAUGAUAGCUACAUCGCCAUGAGCUACUCGUGGAAGAAGUCAAAUCGGGCCACAAGAAAGACAGUCAGCCCCUUAGGAGACCUUCCCUUCGGAUGGGUACGAACAGUUGAGCAAUUCCCUUUGCCAACGAGUAAAGGGAUGUUCAUGGCGGUCUUGUGUGAGAGAUCGGAAGGGGAAGGAUUAUGGUUCGAUCAAGUAUGUGUUGAUCAGGAGAAUGAGGUAGAAAAGGCAGGCGCGAUUGCAGCGAUGGGCGAUGUGUAUCGAAAUGCGAGAUCAGUGGUGGUUGUGUUAGAUGAUGUUGAGGUUGAGAGACAUGAAGCGGGUGCUCUACAGUGGUGGAUGAGGCAGUGGGAGGGCUUUCAAGAUCAUGACGUGUCUAUAUGGCGGAGAGAGCGGCAAGAGAUGAACACUGCCUUGAUGGAAGGGGAUCUUGUGGUAUUGUCGUUUGUGGAGAGGAUGCUGGAUUCGGAGUGGUUCCGUUCUGCAUGGUGUCACCUAGAGAUGAGAAUGGGACGGAAUCGCGUGUUCCUGUGUCCUAUUGCUGGCUCAGAAAACGGAAUCAGCUCUAUUAUACGAUUCACUGGUUCUCUCUUGUUGCGUAUGUUAAUGCUUGCCGACAAAGCUGCCUCCCUCGCCCCGUCACAGCGAGCUCAGAUUCAAUCACUUCUCCGCAUUCUCCGGGCACCAUCAGCAAUACGGGGAAAAUCCAGCGACAAUGUUGGUCCUUCCCCAGGUCAUUGUACUGAACAAAACACGUCGCUCUCUGCACACGCUACAUCGAUUGUAGCAGCGACAACAGACGUUUUCAAGCUCAUAACACGCGGUGAUCCGCGAAUGCCAGAGCACUUACGCAGACUAGAUGCAAAUCGCGACAAAAUAUCCAUUGCUCUCAACAUAACGAAUACCCCGUUAGCCCUGAUAUCAGCCUCGCCAUUUCAAAGACCCUCCAUUGAAGACGAAUGUCUCCGCAAACUGCUACUCCUCGGCCUGGCAUCUCGCGAUCCAUUCGCUUUAUGUACAACCGGUCCACCGCUUUGUCUCCACGAUGGUUCUAUGUCAUGGCUUAGUCGGCCGGUCCCUCCUGUCACAUCUGUCACUUCGUUAGCGCCACCACCACUCGCGCGACAUGAUGUAGAAAACAUCACUCAAGGCUCCGACGGCCGAGCUGAAUACGUCCAGCUCGACUUCACAUUCUUAGAUCUCCCGCAUCGCUCCCGCCCGAAUCCAGCCUUUAUGUCUCACGUCCAACGCGCGCGCGACACCAUCGAUAUAUGCAUCCAAUACAGAAUUCGAAGCCAUAGCACACUUUGGAGUAAUAUAUUAUCAUAUACUUCACAAGCCAACCCCCAUCACCCACGCGUCCCAACCCUUCGGAACAUUUUCAUCCAAACACUAGCUUGCGCCUUCGAAUGCGGUCUCCAAUGGCUUCUCGACAUAGCAGCCCAACAACAAGGAGAUCCAACGCCAUCUUCUCUAAACACGAUACCAGCACAGCUAUCGCUUUUUCAACAAUCUAUCCAAUCCCUCUUCACACCUUCCCUCCCAAUCACCCACUUCCUCACGACCCAGCAUCCCUCACAAAUCAUUCCUUCGUUAUCCUUUCUCCUCACGAUCCUCGGCCAAACCAUCUCUUCGGGUAUCCCGUGGGCUUCAGGAGCAAACGAAUGCUCUCAUGGCCCGCUGAUCGUCACACUGCCUUCCCCACAAGCGCAAUCACCUUCCAACCACGCACCGCCGAAUAAAAAAGCAGUUCUCUUUGCUCCCUUCGUAUACUCUAAGACUCUGCUUGUAGCUGUGCCGAAGGCACUUUCUUCAAGCGGUUAUAAUGAUUUGUCCCGCGCGUGGGUGUUGACGCCCAAGUCACUGCAUACUGGAGGCUUCGAAGCUGUGGGUGGGAGGGGAAAUGCUGUGCGGUGGGUUUUGAGAAGUAAGAGUGUGUUGGCUGGAGAGCGACAGUUUUUAGAGGGUUUGGAUAGGAGGGAAGGGGAUGAAAGUGAGGGAAGUGGAGGGAGAAAAGUGGUGCAUUGGAUAUAUGGGCCUGGGAGGGAGGACGGAGGUGUUUUCUAG